Molecule: messenger RNA, 1219 nt
Organism: Rhagoletis pomonella (apple maggot)
Lineage: Eukaryota; Metazoa; Arthropoda; Insecta; Diptera; Tephritidae
Source: RefSeq, a predicted model, not a curated record
UUUACAAUUUUACAUCAGUAAUAUCGAUAAUAAUAAUGUCAAUCGAUAAAUGUCAAAUCCUUAAUGAUGUAUAAUGUCAAUCGAUAAAAGUCGUUUAUGUAAUCUCAGUUUUCGUAAUAAGUUAUUGUUAUUGAAAGCGCGCAAAAGUUAAAGCUGAAAUUUAAGGAGUUGAAUUUGGAAGCGGAUUAAAACCAAAAGGAUAAAAAUGAAACGAUCUAUAAAAAAGUACUCACCCAGAAACGCGACACCGGGGGCUAAAAAUGCAAAACAGCCAAAAUUUCUUUUAGAUACGACUGACAUGAGCGCAUCGAGGAAAAAUGAAAUCGAAUUAACUAUAGAAUCACGUCGCAUAAGCAGUGCACGGCAAAUCAGCGUAUCGAACGAGUACACUAUAGAAUCUCGGCGCGUAAGCGUAGCAGCCACGAUAGAAACUCACGCAGGUUCUCUAGAACCACCACAAAACGUGUACGAAGUGGUGUGCUGCAGUCACUGCUCCACGUUCGAAAAAAAGUUCGAAAAACUUGAGGGCACCAUUAAGGAGCUUCGGCGGGUGGUAGAAUCCCAAAAUGUCGCAAUAAUGGACGCUAUCGCAACUCAGAAGGUGGCAACAGAGCAACUAGUUCGGCAGGAGUCAGAAAAUGCACCAGUUGUAAAAUAUUUUCCAUUAAAUAAUCUGGAAGAACUAGCACAACUAGAAAGCAAACUCUCUGCUGCUAACCGAGAUAUUUUCGAAUCGGCGAUUUCUUCCAUAAUUUGCAACAAUAUGAAAAACGUAUCAUUGGUGCUUAGGACGCAGCUAAUCCAUCAAAUAAAUGUUGAUGGAUCACAUGGAAAAGUAGGACUAAAAAAAUUUCCCAAGAGCUGUUUCCAAAUUGCCCUUCAAAGGAUUAACUCCUGAAGAAAUUAUAAGGCGAACUUUACAGUUUGAAAAGGCAAAGCAGUACAAACGCAUUUAUAGAGAAAAGAAAAAACAAAAUUAAUGUAUUACGUAGAAGCAUGUUUUAACCCCACACUGGGUGAGAAUUUUUAAAACGGCUCACUUUUUUCAGUGAUGUGGAAAUUUAAAAUUUUUAUUUGCAAAUAGCUAGUCCUAAAGGGUUGAUAAAGUGGAAUAUUUUUUGGUUUCUAUGAAUAUUCAUUUGAGAAAAACUAGUUUAUUAAACAGCUUCCUGAACAACUGAUGAGCUUUUUUAAAAUAAUAUAUUUAAGGUCAGUGAAC